GUCCAGAUAUGUACUAUGCACCGGAAUUUUUAAACGUUAAGAUAAAAACUUGUUUUGGUAAAGCAUACGUAGUACCAUUUCCAUUUAGUGUAGUAAUGUGUUAUGAUGAUGAUGAGAAUGUAAUUGUAUUAACACAGGAAUGGGAAAUUCAACGGUACGUGGAACAGAAUGAGAAUAAAGAAGUGAACAGAAGAAGAUUGGUUAGACAAAUGAUUAGAGCUUUGGAAGGAAAGAUUAUUAUUGGUCCUUGUGGUGAUAAAGGAGAAAAAAAUAAUUUUGAAGGAUACGAUAAAGAACCAAAGUCUGAAGUUCAUUAUCACUUAGGUCUUCUCCAAAUAAGACGUAAUCAAUUAUCAACAUGGAAUAAGCAUAAUAUGAAUUCCGGAUUCGAAGUCACCAUCAUGUAUACGAACGCAUUUCAUUCUGGUACUGAUCAUGAACGAACGGUUGGUCAUGAUAUCAUUGGAAUCACACAUGAUUUUCAGAUGACACCACAACUUGAACGAUUGUUUACAGAUAACUACAAGGUCGUGUCACAAGGUUUGGAACAGGUUCAAUCGAUAAUGCAACAAUAUAGAAACUACUAUAGAGAUGAAGCUAUUCAAAAAGAAGAAACUUUGACAUAUGGAUUCUUCAUAAAUAUAUAUAAUAAUCCUUCAAUACCAUUGGAGACACUACCUACUUUAUUAAUUACUACUGAAACAAAUCCACAAAUUCAAGAAAUACCAGUGACCGAUUAUCCAACACUCGUUUAUUUAUAUGAAAGAAUGAGAGUAGUGAAUUUAUCAAGAGCUCAUCAAUGGUGGUAUUUAUUUUGGGAAGAUCUCUGGAGAAAAAAUAAUCAAGAGAUUGAAGAAUUAAGAAAAUAUGCACAGGAUUUUUCACCUGCAUAUAGAACUAGCUUAUGUUAUAGACCGAUGGCUAGAUUAGAUCUGGAAAAGUUUUUGAAAAAUCGUGGAAUUUGGAAAAACGAUGGGCGAAAUGGGUUUUUACACAGUGGAGUUUUAAAUAGGAUUUAUUUGUAUUUGAAUAAUGUUGUAUUCGUACGGCAAUCCGGUUCUAAGUGGAACAAUAAAAGUGAAGGCGAAAUAGUGGUAGUGCCGAGAAAAUGGAGAUUAACAAAAGGAAACGUUAUUGAUGAUUAUAAUGAAUAUAAUACAUUACUUGGAAAAAUUAAAAGAAAUGUGAAGGAACGCGUGUUUAUGAUGAAUUAUUUAAUUAGACGUAAAACUAAGUUGUCAAGAACUAGAACGUUCUUUGUGUUAAGCGAAAACGAUAGUGAAGAAGAUACUGAUAACGAAAUUAAUAAUUCUAGUGAUAAUAAUGAUGAAAUUUAA
Molecule: messenger RNA, 1337 nt
Organism: Racocetra fulgida
Lineage: Eukaryota; Fungi; Glomeromycota; Glomeromycetes; Diversisporales; Gigasporaceae
Source: the annotation of a GenBank genome assembly